This is a messenger RNA of Amphibalanus amphitrite, 495 nucleotides long. Its product is annotated as acylphosphatase-1-like. The transcript has 2 exons. NCBI's taxonomy places the organism in Eukaryota, Metazoa, Arthropoda, Thecostraca, Balanomorpha, Balanidae. The coding region runs from base 1 to 495 and encodes 164 amino acids. The record is from RefSeq and is a predicted model, not a curated record. Gene Ontology annotation, molecular function: acylphosphatase activity.
AUGGCGCAACAGAUACUAAACAAGAAGGAUCGUGACGCUGUUGGAAGGACAGUCCUGUUUAAUUGGCAGCACACUCUCUUCACCACUGCAGUUGCCACCCUUCUGGCUGGCUUCCUGGCUGUGAUCUUCACCUGGUACACUCCAGCCAGCCCUCCAUCUCUGGCAUCUCCCUCUGUGCCGUCCCCCGAGCCUGAGAGCACCACCAUGUCACCGCUGGUCAGCGUGGAGUUCGAGGUGUUCGGACGCGUGCAGGGCGUCUUUUUCCGCAAGUACACGCAGCGCACUGCACGUGACCUGGGACUGGUUGGCUGGUGUCUCAACACGCGCCACGACACCGUGCAAGGUCACGUGCAGGGCCCCGCCGACGCCGUGGCGCGGAUGAAGCGCUGGCUGAGUGAGAAGGGCAGCCCGCAGUCCAAGAUCGACCGGUGCGAGUUCCACAACGAGCACAACGUGGCCGAGCUGGCCUACAAGGAGUUCGCUGUCAGACAUUGA